This is a messenger RNA of Micropterus dolomieu (smallmouth bass), 1600 nucleotides long. Its product is annotated as WD repeat-containing protein 88-like. Gene Ontology annotation, molecular function: protein binding. NCBI's taxonomy places the organism in Eukaryota, Metazoa, Chordata, Actinopteri, Centrarchiformes, Centrarchidae. The record is from RefSeq and is a predicted model, not a curated record. The transcript has 11 exons. Bases 102 to 1307 code for a protein of 401 amino acids.
CUGUUUCUAUGGUAACUGCCGCGGCGGGAGCUAAAGUCACUUGUAGCUAACAAACAAACUUUAGUUUGAAACAAACAAACUUCUUCCCGAAAGUUUCUGAAAUGGCGUCGAAAAACAUGGACCCUUUAUCAGUUGAGGAACCUCCAGGAGGAGAAAAGGAGGAGCGGACAGAAGAGGAGAGAGGAGCCGGAGAGUGGAGCCAGGAGAGCCAGGUUCCAGUGAAGGUGUUGCGAGCUCACAGCGACGCCGUCACCGCCGCUCGACUCUGCUUUAACAACCGCUGCGUCCUCAGCUGCUCCUCAGACCGCACCGCCAUCCUCUGGGACGUGGAGAGCUGCAGACCUCUGAGGGUGUUUGAUGGACUUCAUAGUAAAACCAUCACUGAGUGCGCUCUGAUCCCAAACAGCAACAGGGCGGUGACAGUCUCCUGGGACAAGAACAUGGUGGCCUCGGACCUGGAGACGGGACAGACUCUGUGGCGGUGGAGGCAGGCCGGCCUGCUGACCUCCUGCAGCGCCUCGUCGGAUGGCCGGCUGCUCGUCUGCGCUGCAGAUCCACAGAACGGCGUUUACGUCAGCGACGCCGCCAGCGGACUGACGCUGCACCACGUCAGCGAUCACCACCGCUCCACCAUCACACGGUGCCGGUUCGACCCUCAGAGCCAGCGGGUGGCGUCGGUGUCUGCAGACCGGAGCGUCAAACUGUGGGACCUGCUGGCUCAGAAGACCACCGUGUCCAUCGACAGUAACCACAGCAACGUCGUCUCUGACUGCUGCUUCACCAACAACGGACACUUCCUGUGCACGGCAUCAUGGGAUAAAAGUUUAAAGCUGUGGGACCUGCAGGCGGGAGGGUUUCGAUCUCACGGCGGGACGUCGCUGCAGAGAGGCCACGAAGGCAGCGUGAGCUCCUGCAGCUUCUCGGCUGACGCAAACCUGCUGGUGUCUGGCUCCUACGACAGGACUGUUGCACUCUGGGAUAUGUCCUCCCUCUGCCAGACUCUCAUCCUGAAGGGCCACAGUGAUUGGGUGACUGAUGUGUCAGUCAGCGCUGACAGGAAGUUGGUGGCCUCUGCCUCUAAGGACAGGACGGUCCGGUUAUGGAACACAGAGAACAUGGAGGAAAUCCCACAAGUCCUGGAGCGGAGGAGGACCGAAGGAACAGGAAUUCACAUCCUCAAGUGUGAAGAGUGCGGGAAGCCGUUCCCCGUGUCCAGACUGCAGACCUCAGAGCUGCUGACCCGGUGCGUCUUCUGUCGACUCAAAUCGCCCCCCGCAUACCGACCGCAGCCUCCGCCUCUCAUGUGACUUCCUGUCCAGGAGGUCAGAGGUCGGCCACAGAGCAGCAGCUGGUAGGGCGGGUGGGGUGGAUACUGGCAUUAUGCAAACUACAAAAAACAAUCUAAAGUCUUGCUGGCGUCCCCCAGAGGCUGCAGUGUUCAUUACAGCCGCAGCAUCAUGUUAGCACUUGGUUGCAGCCCCCCCCCCAGUGGAUGAACUCUCAUCAUCAUCAUGUCAUCAUCGAACAGCUGCAGCUAAAUGUGUUGUUAGAAAGAAAGUAGAGAAUAAAAAACAGGAUUUCACUUUCUGUUUAAAUGACA